Molecule: messenger RNA, 1351 nt
Organism: Tachysurus fulvidraco (yellow catfish)
Lineage: Eukaryota; Metazoa; Chordata; Actinopteri; Siluriformes; Bagridae
Gene: msc
Product: musculin
Exons: 3
Coding region: 25-645 (206 amino acids)
Biological process (GO): regulation of transcription by RNA polymerase II; skeletal muscle tissue development
Molecular function (GO): protein dimerization activity; DNA-binding transcription factor activity, RNA polymerase II-specific; RNA polymerase II transcription regulatory region sequence-specific DNA binding
Source: RefSeq, a predicted model, not a curated record
AAGUGUGUGUGUUUCUCAAUUUAAAUGAGUGGAAAGACAGAAGGAACAACAUCUUAUCAGAAGAGAACACUCAAGGGCCAAAGACUCAAGACAGACUUAAGAAAGAGCACUGGAGUUUCAGCAAAUCCUACACCUGGAAAAAAUCUAUUUCUAAAUAAUAUUUUAGGUGUAAUAAUAGUAACAAUGUCUACCGGUUCACAGAGUGACGCCGAUGAUGCACUAGAAACAUCACUCACACGCCUUGAUUCUCACUCUGAUGAUGACUUUAAUGAUGAUGAAGGACUCAACACCAAGCCUAAACAAACAAACAUGCAAAAGCGUUUGAAAAGCCCCAAAGAUGGACGACAGUCGCAGCGUCAUGCAGCAAACGCACGUGAAAGAGCGAGGAUGAGAGUCCUAGCAAAAGCCUUCUCACGUCUGAAGACGAGUUUACCAUGGGUUCCUGCAGACACCAAACUGUCCAAACUGGAUACACUGAGACUCGCCUCAAGCUACAUCAAUCAUCUCAGACAGCUGCUGCAUGAGGACAAAUAUGAAAAGACCCUCGUCCACCCGGUAAAUUUGUCAUGGCCUUUUAUGGUUUCAGGAAGACCAGAUGACACAAAAGACAUUUCGACUUUCAGACUGUGUGGAGCUACAGCCUAGAUAUUCAUCACUCUCUUCUCUGUUUGUUUCCUUAUCAAUUUCUUUGUAUUGGAAUGACAGACACCAGAUGCAUAUUAGCAAAGACCGGGUAUUUUUUUCUUGUUACUCUUUCUUAGCUGUAGCUCUUUUUCUUUUUUCUCUUUUUUUUUGUUAUACAAAGAGCCAGAAUUUCAUCCAGAAUUGAAAUGUACACAGUUUUCCUCAGUCACAUUUAAUGUCUUUAGGAGAUCACUUGAGUUCUGAGGCAGAAUUGUUCAGUAGCUCCAUCAAAAUUACAGUCAUAGGAUGGAGAAUGACAUUUUAAAGGGACAUUUUAAAAUAAAAUAUCUGAAUAUUUGAAUGUCCUACAUUCUCAUAACGGUACUUUAGCCAUGUAUUUUGAAUGACUUUAUUCCUUUUUCUUUCUCAUUCUUACUCUUAUCGCCAAAUCCUUCCAGUGAGCUAACUGCCUGUGAAUUAAGUUUCAGUUAUUUUCUUUUACAGACUCUGUAUAUGUUUUUUUUUUAAAUCCCACUUCAUAGAUACCUAAAAUUUACACUUGCAUGGACUUUUGUUUCAUGGUUGUUGUUCAGUAUAAAUUCAUCACCACACCCAGAAUGUUUCAUAUUUUAUUUUUAUUUUGUGAACACUGUUUAUACGUCACUGUGUGAAAUUUAAUAUCUAGUCUUUUUUUUUCUUGCAUUAUGUCCAGUUAAUAUGCAUGAUU